Messenger RNA from Suillus subaureus, 573 nucleotides. RefSeq lists its product as uncharacterized. The record is from RefSeq and is a predicted model, not a curated record. NCBI's taxonomy places the organism in Eukaryota, Fungi, Basidiomycota, Agaricomycetes, Boletales, Suillaceae. The transcript has 2 exons. The coding region runs from base 196 to 507 and encodes 103 amino acids.
UUGCGGGGGCACACUUCUCACAUUAACUCGGUCUCAUUCUCGCCGGACGGCACUCGCAUCGUCACUGGUUCGAGGGAUCACACUGUCCGGCUGUGGAAUGUAGUGACGAGCCGGCCGUUGCAACAGUGCGCCGUGUCAGACUCGGAUCCUUCAGCAUUUUUAGAUGAACAUCGCACAAUCGAGGCCACAGCUGCCAUGCCAUUGAAUACUUGGAACAAUCACCUCAUUUCCUUCUCAUCCAACUCCAUCCAUGCGCUGCGCAACCCUUCUGAGUUAACGGAGGGAGCAUCCCAUGACGACCGCAGUUCAACCUCCAUUUUCCUGAAUAGUGACAGUGGAUGGGUUGUAGGACCCAAACAUCGGCUGUUAUUCUGGGUACCACCUGCUUCCCGACAUCGAUUUUAUAGCCCCGGCACUUUAUUAGUGAUGCCCAGAGGAGGUCCUGAGCUUGAUUUGAGCUGCAUGGCACAUGGACAACGCUGGCAAAAGUGCCGAGAGGAACCUUAGUACCGAGGAUGACCGCAGCAAUGCAUCCAUUAUGGAGAUUUCAGAUACGAUUUAAAUGUAACCGAG